AUGCCCACGCCCUCGUCGAGCGCGCCCGAACCCCAGUCGCCUCGUUCUUUCUCCUUCUCAUCAUGUCCUGAUCCUGAGGAGCUGCUGUCUAACAUGCCGUCCACAUCCCACUCCCAACUGCCCCCAGCUCUGUCUCCGCAGUCGCCCGAGUCACCACAAUCGCCCUCGAGCUGGCAUCCCCGCCCCCCGGUUGCCUACGAAACAGAUGUCAACAUGACGAACGAACCUAUUGCGGCGCAGUCUCCGCGAUCAGCCACCAUGUCACCGCAGCCUCUGUCGGAGAGACCCCUUCCGGAACCAGAGUUCGAAGUCGAAGGGACGGUGCCCGUGCCAGAUCAGCCAGAUGAAUCACAGAAGCAACCUGACCAGGAUGAGGAGAUGGUUAGCCCUGAGAAUGAUGCCAGUGGUGGUGGCAAUACUGGCGAAGGAGCGGUCGCAAGACCACCAAACACAACAAUGGGGGAAUCAUCGAGUAGGAGGAGGUCAAGAUGUGAAAAACAAUCUCCGGUUGUCGGGGAGCUUUACGAGGUGGAUAUCUGGGGGCCAGUAGGGAACGGCCCUCGAUGGGUUGAGGACAGAGGGCUAGUGGGACUGGGGCACGAGUUCUCUCUCAUGAGGUCCAUACCAACCACGCCUUCGUCCUUCUUGCGGCCGGGAAGCAAGUUUGAGGGGUCUCAGGAAUCGGAGCGACAACGGUACGAUGUAGAGGUGGAAAUCAAAUACGUCGACAUGCGCGAGUCGUUUUUGUGUGGUUAUCUGAAGAUUCAGGGUUUGACCGAUGACCACCCAACACUUACGACCUAUUUUGAAGGCGAGAUUAUCGGCCCCAAGUACGGCUUCAUCACACAACACCCAACAUGGGGCGCAACAGACAAGAUUGAUCUCUCCCAUUGGGGAAAGUUUGCGCCUUUCCGUCCCUAUGCUAAGCAAGCGCGUAAGGGCGGUCAGAUCCUGGUCAAGGACAUGGCCCAGCGGGAGAACAUCUUCAUGCGGUGGAAAGAGCACUUUCUUGUGCCCGACCACCGGGUGAGGACGAUCAACGGGGCCAGUUUUGAGGGGUUCUAUUACAUUUGCUUUAAUCAGGUGAAGGGGGAGGUGAGCGGGAUCUACUUUCACAGCAAGAGUGAAAAGUUUCAACGGCUAGAGCUGAGACAUGUACCCAACAAGGGGUGUUAUGGCGCCGUGGAGUUCAGAUGA
This is a messenger RNA of Podospora pseudocomata, 1197 nucleotides long. RefSeq lists its product as uncharacterized. Gene Ontology annotation, biological process: protein targeting to vacuole; negative regulation of gluconeogenesis; proteasome-mediated ubiquitin-dependent protein catabolic process. The record is from RefSeq and is a predicted model, not a curated record. The transcript is spliced from 3 exons. Gene Ontology annotation, cellular component: GID complex. Bases 1 to 1197 code for a protein of 398 amino acids. NCBI's taxonomy places the organism in Eukaryota, Fungi, Ascomycota, Sordariomycetes, Sordariales, Podosporaceae.